AUGCAAAUUCAAGCUCAACUAAAUAACCGAAAGAAAAGGAUGCAUGCUAUUAUUAAGCAAUCACGUGCAGAUAUUGCUCAGCUGCUCAAAAUUGGCAACCUCAACAGUGCUUUAGCUAGAGUUGAACAACUAUAUAAAGACACGUGUUUAUUGACUGCAUAUGAUCUAAUUGAUAAUUUCUGUGAAUGCAUCAUCACCAACAUGUCUCACAUUAGCAAAUGCAGUUCUAUGCACAACUUGCCAACCAAUGUGGCAGUGGCAGUUGCAAGUUUGACAUAUGCAGAUUCAAGAUGUGGUGAAUUGUCACAUUUGCAUCAUGUAAGAAACUUGUUCAGAGAUAGAUAUGGAAGGGAGUUUGAAAUUGCAAAUGUGGAACUAUUUGCUGAGAAUCUUGUAGACUCGCAGUUGAGGAAAAACCUCAGCAUCUAUGUUGCACCAGAAAAUGAGAAACUCAAGUUAUUAAAUGAAAUAGCUCAAGACUGA
Molecule: messenger RNA, 483 nt
Organism: Abrus precatorius (Indian licorice)
Lineage: Eukaryota; Viridiplantae; Streptophyta; Magnoliopsida; Fabales; Fabaceae
Exons: 3
Coding region: 1-483 (160 amino acids)
Biological process (GO): protein transport
Source: RefSeq, a predicted model, not a curated record